Propithecus coquereli (Coquerel's sifaka) is the source of this 1377-nucleotide messenger RNA. It is a transcript of the gene KLF13, whose product is annotated as Kruppel-like factor 13. The coding region runs from base 370 to 1245 and encodes 291 amino acids. Gene Ontology annotation, molecular function: RNA polymerase II cis-regulatory region sequence-specific DNA binding; DNA-binding transcription factor activity, RNA polymerase II-specific. The transcript has 2 exons. NCBI's taxonomy places the organism in Eukaryota, Metazoa, Chordata, Mammalia, Primates, Indriidae. Gene Ontology annotation, biological process: regulation of transcription by RNA polymerase II. The record is from RefSeq and is a predicted model, not a curated record.
CGGCAGCUGUCCCGCCUGCCACAAUGCGCGGCGAAGCUGUGGCCACGACUUAGCGCGGUCGUCCCUAACGUCGCCGCUCGGCAUCCUUAGGACAGGCCGCCCCUGACGCCGCGCGGGGAACCCACUGGCCUGUGCCCCCCCCAUGCGUUCACUCUUCGGUGCCCGGCCGGGCCGGCGCCUCACGGACGCGGAGCCGCGCGGGUGACGGCAGAGGCGGCUGCGCGCCCAGCCCAGCCCAGCCCAGCCCGAGGAGAGGGCGCGCCGCGCCCCCGCCCCCCGCCCGCUCGCCGGAGACCGUGGGUGCGGAUGCGCCGCUGACGACUCGCCACGACAAGCAGUGCCGCCGGCCCGCCGGCCGGAGCCCGCAGCAUGGCAGCCGCCGCCUAUGUGGACCACUUCGCCGCCGAGUGCCUCGUGUCCAUGUCAAGCCGCGCGGUCGUGCACGGGCCGCGGGAGGGGCCGGAGUCUCGGCCCGAGGGCGCGGCCGUCGCCGCUACCCCCACGCUGCCCCGCGUCGAGGAGCGCCGCGACGGCAAGGACAGCGCUUCGCUCUUCGUGGUGGCGCGGAUCCUAGCGGACCUCAACCAGCAAGCGCCGGCGCCCGCCCCGGGGGAGCGCAGGGAGGGCGCCGCGGCCCGCAAGGCUAGGACCCCCUGCCGCCUGCCGCCCGCGCCGCCGCCGGCCCCCGAGUCCGCCUCCCCCGGCGGCGGAGGCACUGCGGCCGCGCCCCCCAGCCCGGCGUGGAGCGAGCCUGAGCCCGAGGUGGGGUUGGAGCCGGAGCGGGAGCCGGGGCCCGCGGGGAGCGGCGAGCCCGGCCUCAGACAAAGGGGUCGGCGGAGCCGAAGCCGUGCCGACCUCGAGUCCCCGCAGAGAAAGCACAAGUGCCACUACGCGGGCUGUGAGAAAGUUUACGGGAAAUCCUCGCACCUCAAGGCGCACCUGAGAACUCACACAGGUGAGAGGCCCUUCGCCUGCAGCUGGCAGGACUGCAACAAGAAGUUCGCGCGCUCCGACGAGCUGGCGCGGCACUACCGCACGCACACGGGCGAGAAGAAGUUCAGCUGCCCCAUCUGCGAGAAGCGCUUCAUGCGCAGCGACCACCUGACGAAGCACGCGCGCCGCCACGCCAACUUCCACCCGGGCAUGCUGCAGCGGCGCGGCGGCGGCUCGCGGACCGGCUCGCUCAGCGACUACAGCCGCUCGGACGCCAGCAGCCCCACCAUCAGCCCCGCCAGCUCCCCCUGAGCCCGCCGCCCUGAGCAGCCGCUCCGCCGCCGUCCCGCCCCCCCCCCCUUUGUAAUAAGAAAGAAGAGAAACUUCACCACGAAAAGUCCACGAAAAACACUUUCUUCACCUCAGGUGUCAAAGUAAAUUUGU